AAAGCAUUUUCUGACAUUGGUCUUCUAGCUCCAGUGACUCUGGACCCCAACACUGUGCAUCCCUGUCUCUCUCUGAGCGAUGACCUGACCAGAGUGAGAAAUACUGGAGAUAAACACCCACUCCCCGACAACCCAGAGAGGUUCGACUUCGGUGUGGCCGUACUGGGCUCCGAGGGCUACACCUCAGGGAAGCACAGCUGGGAGGUGGAGGUGGGGAACAAACCCUCCUGGAGUUUGGGCGUGGCGAGGAAGUCCGUCGACAGGAAGGGGCAGAUAAGAGCAAUCCCCGAAAAGGGCUUCUGGGUUCUUUCCCAGAGGAACUGGGACCUGUACGGAGCGUGCUCCUCAGAGAAAAAGUGCAUCAAAGUGAGGAGGAAGCCCCAGAGGAUCAGAGUGCAGCUGGACUAUGACAGGGGGGUGGUGUCCUUCUUUGACCCCAGUGACAUGACACAGAUCAACACCUGCAAAGGUACAUUUAGAGAGAGAAUGUUUCCCUUUCUGUCCCCUUAUCUAAGUGAAGAUGGCAGUAACCCUGGGGCUCUGACAGUAUGCCCUGGGAGCGUGUCGAUAAUAGCGAUGUCACUCCAGUGAGCUUGUUUAAAUGCUGUCAUUCUACUGAACAUGUCUAUUAGUG
This is a messenger RNA of Anguilla anguilla (European eel), 634 nucleotides long. Its product is annotated as zinc-binding protein A33-like. Gene Ontology annotation, molecular function: protein binding. NCBI's taxonomy places the organism in Eukaryota, Metazoa, Chordata, Actinopteri, Anguilliformes, Anguillidae. The transcript has a single exon. The annotation marks the transcript as partial. The record is from RefSeq and is a predicted model, not a curated record.